Messenger RNA from Quercus lobata, 879 nucleotides. RefSeq names its product putative protein TPRXL. NCBI's taxonomy places the organism in Eukaryota, Viridiplantae, Streptophyta, Magnoliopsida, Fagales, Fagaceae. The transcript is spliced from 7 exons. The record is from RefSeq and is a predicted model, not a curated record. The coding region runs from base 1 to 879 and encodes 292 amino acids.
AUGGAGCUCUCAGACACUGUAUCUUCAUCUUCCUCCUCAGUCAAUUCACCAUUUUCAUCAUCCUCCUCAGUCUUUGCACCAUCUUCAUCAUCCUCCUCCAACUCCGUUCCUGCACCUAAGAUGGCAGAGACACCCAAUACUGCGAACUGGCCUGCACCACUGGAAGCGAAGUUCAUUGUAACUUUGAUAGAAGAAACAGAUACCCCGCGUUGGCAUUAUAUGGAGCUCUCAGACACUGUAUCUUCAUCUUCCUCCUCAGUCAAUUCACCAUUUUUAUCAUCCUCCUCAGUCUUUGCACCAUCUUCAUCAUCCUCCUCCAACUCCGUUCCUGCACCUAAGAUGGCAGAGACACCCAAUACUGCGAACUGGCCUGCACCACUGGAAAAGAAGUUCAUUGUAACUUUGAUAGAAGAAACAGGUAAAGGGAAUGUUCGUAAUGGGAUAAUAAAGAAAGACUGUGGAACCGAUAUGGAAUGGGAUUCUAAUACUAACACCAUCAAAGUUAGUGAUGUGGCGUGGUUAGAUGCAUUGAAGAUAUAUAUGGAAUCAGAUACCCCGCGUUGGCAUUAUAUGGAGCUCUCAGACACUGUAUCUUCAUCUUCCUCCUCAGUCAAUUCACCAUUUUCAUCAUCCUCCUCAGUCUUUGCACCAUCUUCAUCAUCCUCCUCCAACUCCGUUCCUGCACCUAAGAUGGCAGAGACACCCAAUACUGCGAACUGGCCUGCACCACUGGAAGAGAAGUUCAUUGUAACUUUGAUAGAAGAAACAGGUAAAGGGAAUGUUCGUAAUGGGAUAAUAAAGAAAGACUGUGGGCAAGCUGUCACCGAUGAGUUUAACAACCGAGCUGGAAAACACUAUAGCGUCGAUCAAAUAAAAUGA